GCCCAGCCGUGCCCAAGAAACCGCAAAGCGCACCGCCACCGUUCCCCAUCUCGAUCUAGAACCGAGGGUUUCGUCGCCGCGAGCCGAGCCAUCCAGCCAUGCCGAAGAACAAGGGAAAGGGAGGCAAGAACCGCAAGAGGGGAAAGAACGAGGCUGACGACGACAAGCGCGAGCUCGUCUUCAAGGAGGACGGGCAGGAGUACGCGCAGGUAACCCGGAUGCUCGGCAACGGCCGCUGCGAGGCCAUCUGCGUCGACGGCACCAAGCGCCUCUGCCACAUCCGGGGCAAGAUGCACAAGAAGGUCUGGAUCGCCGCCGGGGACAUCGUCCUCGUCGGCCUCCGCGACUACCAGGACGACAAGGCCGACGUCAUCCUCAAGUACAUGAACGACGAGGCCAGGCUGCUCAAGGCAUACGGGGAGCUCCCCGACACGCUCAGGCUCAAUGAGGGAGUCGACGUCGACGGCCCCGAGGAGGGCGACGGCGACAGCGACUACAUCCAAUUCGAGGACGAGGACAUCGACAAGAUCUAAGCUUUCUUACUUCCUCGCUAUACUUUCUGUUUCUAUUCUAAAUAGUGUGCUGCUAUCCUAUCUAUGGUGGGCUGUUACUGAUUGGUGGAUUUGGUGGUUCGUGGUAUGACGCUAAAUCGUUAUGGAUUGAGGAUGUUCAAUAAUUGUCAAACUGUCUUCGUAUUAAUUUAGUACAUGCUGUUGCAACAAAGGUUGAUGCUACCGUAUGAUGAUGAUUAUGGUAUUAAUAUUGUGGCUUGUGAUGUU
Brachypodium distachyon (stiff brome) is the source of this 779-nucleotide messenger RNA. RefSeq names its product eukaryotic translation initiation factor 1A. Gene Ontology annotation, cellular component: cytoplasm. Gene Ontology annotation, biological process: translational initiation. The transcript has a single exon. NCBI's taxonomy places the organism in Eukaryota, Viridiplantae, Streptophyta, Magnoliopsida, Poales, Poaceae. Gene Ontology annotation, molecular function: RNA binding; translation initiation factor activity. Bases 99 to 533 code for a protein of 144 amino acids. The record is from RefSeq and is a predicted model, not a curated record.